Molecule: messenger RNA, 1303 nt
Organism: Fukomys damarensis (Damara mole-rat)
Lineage: Eukaryota; Metazoa; Chordata; Mammalia; Rodentia; Bathyergidae
Gene: Mrpl50
Product: mitochondrial ribosomal protein L50
Exons: 2
Coding region: 16-639 (207 amino acids)
Cellular component (GO): mitochondrial large ribosomal subunit; mitochondrion
Source: RefSeq, a predicted model, not a curated record
CCGCGUCCGCCGGAAAUGGUUGCGGGACUACAUUUUCCAGUGUCCAAAGGAGGCGACGACCGGAAAAGGGGGGGACUGUCCAAACUUGCACAAGAUUGGCUGAUCUGGGUGCGUCGCGACCCAGCCAAAGAGGCGUUCAAGCGACCCCGUCUCUCCUCCAAUAUGGCGCCGCCGUGUGUCUCCGGUUUUGCAAGAAGAGGCUUGAUGUGCAUGGUCACAGCGGCGGCACGUAGAGAAUUUUGGUCUCGAUCCAGAAAAGAGAAAGAACUAGUGGUCACUGAGACAGAAGAAUUGAAAAAAGAACCUUUUCUGGUUUGUCCACCUUUACGAAGCCGAACAUACAUACCACCUGAAGAUCUCCAGAGUCAUUUGGAAUCUCAUAUUAGAGAAAUUUUUGGUUCAUCUCUUCCCAGUAAUUGGCAAGACAUCUCCCUAGAAGAUUGUCAUAAGAAGUUCAGUCUCUUGGCACAUUUAGCUGAUGAUUUGGGCCAUGCAGUACCUAACUCCAUGCUUCACCAAAUGUGCAGUGUCAGAGAUGUUCUUGAUUUCUAUAAUGUUCCUGUUCAAGACAGAUCUAAAUUUGAUGAACUUACUGCUAGUAAUUUGCCUCCCAAUUUGAAAAUCACUUGGGGUUACUAAUCAUUUCAGAGAAUGAACACAUCAAAGUCAUUUUUAAUAUCAGAAUUCUAUAAACCCACUUUGUGUAGAGAAGAAUGCAUUUUUUCCCUCAUAGCAUGAUUCAACGAAGAAAUAACAUUUUUUUCUUUUCACAUUUGCUGAAACCAUAUUUUAUUGGAAUCAAGUUAAUAACUUAUAGAAAUACUUUUCUUCAGAGAACUCUGUAAUUGGGUUUAAGAUAGGAAGCUGUCACGAGUUCAGAUGUUAGUCUUCUUAGGCAUAAAGCAGUAAUUGCAAGAAAAUGCUCUAAUACUGUUAGGACUCUUUAAGAUGGAAUUAUAGUAUAUAUACGAAUAAGGAAACUUGUAUUAGAUAUUAAUAAAAGAAAAAAGUUGUAUAUUAUUGAAAGUUAUAUGUUUCCUUUACUACAUGAGUAUAAAUCAUAGCGAAUAUAUUCAAUUCUGGGUUAAUUUCUUAGAAUUAAAGAUUUCUUACAGAGUACUGUGUAUUUUUAGUGAAAUUUGCUUUUUUUUUUUUGUCUUUCAUUUCCUUAAAAUAAGUAUUUUACAAAUUAAAAUAUGUGGUAGCUAUUAAGUGCGGUGACUUCUUAAAAAGAUAGAGCUGAGCGUGGUGGCACAGGCCUAUAAUCCCAGCACAUGGGUGACUGAGGCAGGAGGAUCGCUGU